This is a messenger RNA of Zonotrichia albicollis (white-throated sparrow), 2813 nucleotides long. The record is from RefSeq and is a predicted model, not a curated record. NCBI's taxonomy places the organism in Eukaryota, Metazoa, Chordata, Aves, Passeriformes, Passerellidae.
UGCUGGUGAAAGGCCAAGUGACCACCAAGUACUACCGGCUGCUGUCCAAGCAGGGAGGCUGGGUGUGGGUGCAGAGCUACGCCACCAUCGUGCACAACAGCCGUUCGUCACGGCCUCACUGCAUAGUGAGUGUCAAUUAUGUCCUUACAGAUAUUGAGUACAAGGAACUUCAGUUGUCACUGGACCAGGUUACCAUUUCCAAGUCACAGUUUUCAUGCAGAAACUCAGUACCUACCUCGCAGGAAACAAGGAAAAUAGUAAAACCCAAAAGUAAUAAAAUGAAGGCAAAACUCAGAACAACACCUUACCCACCACAGCAAUACAGCUCGUUCCAAGCAGACAAACUGGACUGCAGCCAGGUGGGGAGCUGGCGCUCCAGCCCCGCCGCCAGCGCCGCCGCCCUGCAGGAACAGAACUUCCAUUCAGAGAGCAGCGAGCUCCUGUACGCCCCUCCCUACAGCCUGCCCUUCUCCUACCACUAUGGACACUUCCCUGUGGAUUCCCACGUCUUCAGUGGAAAGAAGCAAAUGCUGCCUGCAAAAUUCGGGCAGGCCCAGGGGGCGCCCUGCGAGGUGGCGCGGUUCUUCCUGGGUGCACUGCAGAGCAAUGGCGAGUGCCAGUGGCACUACGCCAACCCCCUGGUCCCCAGCAGCCAGUCACCCUCCAAAAGCCUUCCUGAGCAGCCAGUGAACAUCAUCAGGCACAACCUUGCACAGAGUUAUGAAGUGCCACUGUCCCACAGGAGGUACGGCCAGGAGGCCCUGCCCGAGGCCUACCCCGGCUGCACGGCGCCCGUGCCGGGCCGCUACAAAGAGGAGCUCUACGACCCUUCCCUCAUGAAACCCAGCAAAGCAGAGCCCAGGCUGCAGCCCCACGCCCACCUCAUCAAAGAGGAGAACAAGCUGCCUUUCACCAGAGAGCUGCCAGAGAAAAUGCCCGCCAACGAGGCCUCCUUCUCCAGCGCCCUGCUGCCCAAAUCCGAGUGCUGCCAGGCCAAGGCUGUGGGACAGCUCGGCCACCUGCUGCCCGUGCCCUCGGUCUACGAGCAGAGCAGGAGGAUUUGUGUCAAAGAGCCCAAAUUUGGGCACGUCAGCCACCACCCAGGCAGCCUGGAGGAGCUGGACGAGAGGAUGAGCGCCAAGCUGGACCACGAGGCCGACGGCGAGCGGCUGAUGGAGGUGAGGCCCUCAGGCCCCUUCGUGCUCCUCAACUACCACCACGUGCUGGCCAAGCACGGGGCCUUCCAAACCUCGCCCUGCACGGCCUCGGGACACGCGGGGGAGAAUUGUUCCUACAGCUCCGAGGAAGUCAACGCCUUCCUCUACAAAAACCAAAGCCCCUCCUCGGCUUCCUCGCCAGAAACCCACAAGGAAUCUGCACUGCCCCACUACAUUGGGACCUCCGUCAUCAUCGCCAACGGCAGGUGACGGCAGCACGCAGCGGUUCUGUGUUCAGUGAAGAAGCCAAACUGUAAGGAUUUGCUUAAAAAAAAGGAAAAAAAAAAAUAAAGCAUGAGGAAACAGUGACAUUUACUGAGCAAAGCUGGAGGGCAGUGAGGGACAAAGUGGUGAAGUUCCAGUGGGCAGGAAAAUCCCUCCGUCCCUGCCGUGCUUCGGUGUCCCAGCCAGGGACAAGCCAAGUUCCAGAUCUUAUUUUUGUUAUUUCAUAGUGUGCAGCAGAAGGAAAUGAGAGGUGUUAUAUGCAGAGGUUUAUAUGAAGAACUUUUUUUUUUUUUCCUUGACCCUUCCUUAAAAUAAACUCAAGAUUUUUUUUUUUAAAUCAUUAUCAUAAAAUAUGCAUUCUAGUUUAGGGUUUUUUUGACAAAUUGUGUGAAACCUCGCAUCAAAUCUCCACCCAACCCCCUGACACAUGGACUUUGUUGAGAGAGUGGUGAUUUUGAACAACCACAACACAGCUGCCCUACCCAAACAGGGAAAAAAAAAAGCUUAUUUAUUAAUUACCAGAAAGUUUUAAAACUAAAUAAAUCAACCCUACAUUUGAUUUAUUUAACAGAGAUUUCAGUGUUCUGAGAUUGUUGCCACCACCAUUUAUCUUGACAAGGGACAAUAUGACAAAUUAAUAGGUACAAAGAUAGGUAUUACAGGGUUACAGGUCUUGUCAUGGCAAAUUGGGACAAAUUAUGGAGCAGGAACUAAUUCCCCACAAAUAAGAAAAGGAAACUCCUAAAUCCUGUGUUUCCCUGGGUAUUCUGGGGGAAGCCUGUGCAGAUUUUCAACCCAGCCAGUCACAAAUACAUCUUAACAACAGCACCAGAAAUGUUUUCUUUAUAGUCAAGAGAAUAAUGAACAUUUCUGCCUUAUUUUGAACUUACCAGCAGAAUGGCGAGCUUUGAAAAUUCCAGCUCUUAACACGCUGAACUUCCUCCAGCAUAAAUCCUGUUGUCAGCACAAAGGUAGGGCUGGAAUUCCCUGCCUGGAGCACUUCACAAAUCCCAGGGAGCACAUUUGAAACGCUCACACUCGGCCCAGCCAGCCAGGAGGAGAUUUUCACCCCUUUAUUUUUAAUUCUUUGCAGAGGAUGGAGCUGUGGGAGUGACAGCACUCAGCCCAGGGUGGUUCUCAGCCAUUUCCCCAAAUAUUGGGAGAGGAUAAAACAACAAAAGUCUUCCCUAAACAAUAAAUGUGGCUCCGGAUCUCACUCAGCUCCAUUUCUUACAUCAAUUCAAGCUUAAUUCAGAAUUUUUCAAACUUUUUCUCAUCAGACUCUAAAGAGAACUUCACUGAAAAACCCUGAGCACCCUGGGAUGGUGGAAGGUUCCCUGGAUGAGCUUUAAGCUUCCUUCCAACCCCAAC